AUGACGGAAAAAAAUGAAAUUGUUGUGUGGCGUAGAAUGUAUUUAGAGAACAUUCAAAAAUAUCGGGAAGAAGGUCGACAUAUUUAUUUCCUCGACGAAACGUGGGUGAAUGCUGGAGAUUGUACAUCGAAAACGUGGGUUGACACAACAGUACGAUCUCACCGGGACGCAUUCCUAAAAGGACUAUCCACAGGUGCUGUCAACCCCUCGGGCAAGGGAAAACGGCUCAUUGUACUCCAUAUAGGUUCAGAAGAUGGCUUUCUACCUGGUGGUUUAUUGUGUUUUGAGUCAAAAAAAAACACAAGUGAUUACCAUGACGAAAUGAAUGGGAACACAUUUCGUGAGUGGAUGGAGGGCAUUCUACCUCUACUACAACCGAACUCCGUAAUUGUUAUGGACAAUGCGUCCUACCAUUCCGUUAAACUUGACCGAGCCCCAUCAUCCAAUGCCAAAAAGGCGGAUAUUAUCAAGUGGUUGGAAGAUAAAGGAGAAGUAAUAAAGCAUUCGAUGGUCAUCCCUGAACUCCUACAUAUUGUCAAACGUUUGAAGCCAAUACACAAUAAGUAUGUUAUUGACGAACUUGUAAAAGCAAAAAAUCAUACAGUUUUACGACUCCCGCCAUACCACUGUGAGUUGAACCCCAUCGAACUGGCUUGGUCAUCAGUAAAAAACCACGUUCGGAUGAAUAACACCACUUAUAAGCUUCCAGACGUAAAAAAUUUAUUGAUAGAGGGCAUAAAACGAGUCGACGCAGAAAUGUGGAAAAAUUUUAUAAGCCAUACCAAAAAGGAAGAAAAAAAAUUUUAUGAAGUUGACAAAGUUAUUGACGAGGUCUUGUCCGCCGAGAUAUCAGAUGAUUUGACGAUGACUAUCACGGGAGACACUUCAUCUGAAACGGAUUCAGAUAGUGAAUAA
Molecule: messenger RNA, 915 nt
Organism: Metopolophium dirhodum (rose-grain aphid)
Lineage: Eukaryota; Metazoa; Arthropoda; Insecta; Hemiptera; Aphididae
Exons: 1
Coding region: 1-915 (304 amino acids)
Molecular function (GO): nucleic acid binding
Source: RefSeq, a predicted model, not a curated record